ACAUCAUCACUCAGCAGGAGAGUAAAAGGAUGGCGGAGGACGGGAGGGAUGAGUUGGUGGCCACUGACGAUGAGUCAGACCACACAGCUGCAGACGGGAGCAGCAGCCUGAACAACACGAUGGUGGAAGAGGGCUCCACUCUCGUGCGCAGAAUGGAGAUCUGUGUUGCCGAGGCCGAGAAAAGGAGUGGUAAAAACGCAGUGAACAUGCAGGAAACGUUCACUGUGUACCUCAUCGAAACACGGCCCAUGGAUGCAGUCGCGGAAGGUCGUAACCCAGCCCCUGACUCUCUGUGGAGGAGAUACAGUGAAUUUGAACUGCUGCGUAACUACCUAUUAGUUACCUAUCCAUACAUCGUGGUCCCCCCUUUGCCUGAGAAGAGGGCAGAGUUUGUGUGGCACAAGCUGUCUGCCGACAACAUGGACCCAGACUUUGUGGAGCGGCGCAGGAUCGGGCUGGAGAACUUUCUGCUUCGCGUGGCAUCCCAUCCAGUCCUCUCCAAUGACAAGAUCCUCCACCACUUUCUCACUGAGGAGCAUGGCUGGAAGGAAGUGGUGUAUGAGACAGGAUUUCAGGCAAAGGCAGAUUCCAGGAUCAGGGCUCUCAGUGCCACCUUCAGGGUGAGAAAUCCAGAUAAGCGCUUCAUGGAGAUGAAACACUACAGCGAUCAGCUGCAGUCUCACACAUCUCAGCUGCUCCGAGCACGGGCAAGGGUUGCAGAUCGACUCUACGGUGUUUACAAGGUCCAUGGGAACUAUGGGAGAGUCUUCAGUGAGUGGAGCGCCAUAGAGAAAGAGAUGGGAGACGGACUGCAAAGUGCCGGUCAUCACAUGGAUGCAUAUGCUGCCUCAAUAGAUGAUAUCUUAGAAGAAGAGGAACAUUAUGCAGACCAACUGAAAGAAUAUCUCUUCUAUGCUGAAGCGCUGAGGGCAGUGUGCAGGAAACACGAGCUGACCCAGUUUGAGCUUGAGAUGGCCUCCCAGGACCUCAUCUCAAAGAAGCAGCAACAUGAGGAGCUGGCUACAGGGAUUGUGCGGACGUUCUCCUUCAAAGGCAUGACCAACAAGCUUUUUGGCCAAGAGGCACCUGAGCAGAGGGAGGCCAGAAUCAAGCUGCUGGAGGAGCUAAUAGCAGAGGGGGAAGACACCGUCAAGGAGAAAACAGUCGAGUGCGAAGAGCAUGUUGAAAGGGCGUGGGUGGAUAUGCAGCGCUUUAAGGAGCAGAAAGACAAAGAUCUGCGGGAAGCGCUCAUCAACUAUGCUGUCAUGCAAAUCAGCAUGUGCAAAAAGGGAAUACAAAUGUGGAGCAAUGCCAAAGAAUGUUUCCUCAAGAUGUAACGGUGAAGCCAUAUUCAAAGGAUUCCCACCCUCAGUAAUGCUCAGCUGUGGAUGCUGGAAAAAUGAGGCCAGUGUCUUGUGGUUAUGGUUUACAAACAACAUGCGUAUAAAGAUGAUGUAGUUUCAAGUAGUUUCACAAAACGAGUUCAUAUGCAACUAAUGCUCAGUAGUAAUUUACAUUCACUGUUAACCUGCUGUGGAGUGAAAAAAGGGAGGUGGUGGAUCACACAAAGCACAUGAGUUCACAUGAGAUGAGUUCACACAC
Molecule: messenger RNA, 1602 nt
Organism: Sander lucioperca (pikeperch)
Lineage: Eukaryota; Metazoa; Chordata; Actinopteri; Perciformes; Percidae
Product: sorting nexin-4-like
Exons: 14
Coding region: 30-1337 (435 amino acids)
Biological process (GO): protein transport
Molecular function (GO): phosphatidylinositol binding
Source: RefSeq, a predicted model, not a curated record